AUUUCCAAAUAUUUAUAUUUCAAAAUGCGAUUCUUCUCGAAUUUUCGAUAUCUACUACCAUUUCUAUGCGUGUGUUUCCAAGUUUCUACACAAAUUUUUACGGAAUCCGACGCAAUUUACAAUGAAACUGAAGCUCGUGUGCUCUUUGAGCUCGUCGCCGCCGUGCACAAUAAUCAACCGCAGCUUUGUUUGAAUUCAUCUUUCAAAAACCCGGAGAUUCGACCGAAAUUGAUUGCCCAUUUAUUCGUGCGAUGCGACUACUUGAAUAGUGAUUGUACUUUUGCUUUAUUCGAACUUCCCGCCAAACAAAUCGUCGUGGCAAUACGUGGAACUCGGACAAUGAGCCAAUUUUUCUUCGAAUCGAUGAGCGCAUUUAUUCCAGACACAACAUUUCAUGGUUUGGGAGAGAUCAACUUCUACUUCUCGAUGACCCACAAAUCCAUUUGGCCUAAAAUCCACGAAUUUCUGAUGGCUACAAACUACAGUAACCAUGACGUCAUAUUUACUGGUCAUUCCUUGGGAGGGUCUUUGGCGGCUUUAAGCGCUUUUGAGACCGUUUUAAGUGGAAUUCGGAACAGUAGUCAGGUGAAAGUUGUGACCCUCGCUGAGCCCAGAACUGGGAAUUUGAUUUUCGCAAAAAAUUUUGAUCGACAUUUGAGAUUUAGUUUCCGAGUGAUAAAUGGCAUGGACGCCCUCGCACAUUUGCCGCCUUGCCACAAGGAUUAUAGGCACUGGCCACGUGCGGACCUACCUUGUGAUCCACGGAGUCGGACAGGCCCUUACCACCAUAGCACUGAAAUCUGGUAUCCGGACGGUAUGAACACCACUUCCAAGUAUAUAACAUGUAAUGGGAGCCAGGGAGAGGAUAUGUUUUGCUCGGAUAAGGUCCAUGUGACAGUGGCGACACUUGGAAAAGGGAUAACUGACCAUAGAAAGUAUUUUGGAAAAAUGAUUGGCCAGUACGGGAAGUCGAAUUGCAAUCCAGAUCGGACGUUUGAUGAGAAUGAAGGGUUCUUGGGAAAAGUUAAAGUGAUCUCUGAGAUGAUUAAUAAAGUUAUUUGAGUUCCUG
Caenorhabditis elegans is the source of this 1069-nucleotide messenger RNA. RefSeq names its product Fungal lipase-type domain-containing protein (gene Y51A2B.4). Gene Ontology annotation, biological process: lipid metabolic process. Lineage: Eukaryota; Metazoa; Nematoda; Chromadorea; Rhabditida; Rhabditidae. The transcript has 7 exons. The record is from RefSeq and is marked reviewed. The coding region runs from base 25 to 1062 and encodes 345 amino acids.